AUGGGUAGAGGUGGUCAUACAUGUUUAAAUAAUUAUUGCCAAAAUGAAUUAAAAUUCGAAAUUCCAAAAGAUGUUACUAAAAAACCACAAUUAAUUCCACUAUCACCAAUAAAUAAACAAAUUUUAAAAAAAAUUAAAAAUAAUAAUAAAAAACAAAAAAAGAUGGAAAAGAAAUUAAAUCAAUUUGAAUUUUUAAAUAUUUUUGAAAUUGAUAAAAAUAAUAUUUCAUUUUCAACAACUGAUGAUGAUGAUGAUGAUGAUAAUAAUGAAAAGAUUAGUAAAUUAAAUAAUUCAAUUAAUAAUAAUAAUUAUAAAGAAAACAAUAGUAAUAUAAUCAUUGAAAAAACACCAGAUUUAAUUGAAAAUGAUGAAUUAAUAAUAGACAAUAAUGAAAAAGAAAAUCAAGAAAAAGAAAAAAAAUUAAAGGAGGAGGAGGAGGAAGAGGAAGAAAGAUUAUUUUUAGAAUUAGAGAAAGAAAAAGAAAUUUUAGAAGAUGGAGAAUUUAAUGAAAUUUUUGAAUCAAUUGGUGAUAUAAAUGAAAUUGGAGAAGAGUAUGAGUAUCAAUUAACAAAUAAAAAGACUUGUUUAUAUAAAAGAGUGACAAAGGAUAAUAAGAAACCAAAGGUAUCAAAAAGACCAGAAAAAGCCAUUGAAUUAUCAAAAGAGGCAAGAAAGAGUUAUUGGUUAUCUUUCCACUUCGGAAAACAAUUGGAUACAAGACCAAAAGAAGUUAAGAUCAGUCAACUCAGUUUCAAUGGCACCGGUAAAGAAGAUUCUUAUGAGGCUCAAUUACGUAAAGCUUUAUCAUUAAGUAAAUCUGAAUACGAUAGACAAGUUAAAAAGGAUAUUACACCAUUAUCACAACUUCAAAUUAAUGAUAUACUCAAUAGAGAGUUAACACCAGAAGAUUAUGAAUUAUUACUCUUAUUAGAUGAAAAUAUUAAACCAAAAACUGUAGAUGAAGAUGAUAUCAAUAAAUUAUUAACAGUGAAAUUUGAUACUCAACUCUUGCAACAAUUCUCAACCUGUAUGAUUUGUUUAUCUGAUUUCGAUCUUGGUGAAUCAAUCAUUAAAUUACCAUGCUCUCACAUUUUCCAUAUUAAUUGUAUUUCAAAUUGGUUAUCAAAUGCUUCUACAAAAUGUCCAAUUGAUAAUAUUCCUAUUGUAAAUAAUUAA
This is a messenger RNA of Dictyostelium discoideum AX4, 1176 nucleotides long. RefSeq names its product RING zinc finger-containing protein. The record is from RefSeq and is a predicted model, not a curated record. Lineage: Eukaryota; Evosea; Eumycetozoa; Dictyosteliales; Dictyosteliaceae. Bases 1 to 1176 code for a protein of 391 amino acids. The transcript has a single exon.